Molecule: messenger RNA, 1405 nt
Organism: Dinoponera quadriceps
Lineage: Eukaryota; Metazoa; Arthropoda; Insecta; Hymenoptera; Formicidae
Gene: ProRS-m
Product: probable proline--tRNA ligase, mitochondrial
Exons: 6
Coding region: 86-1384 (432 amino acids)
Biological process (GO): prolyl-tRNA aminoacylation
Cellular component (GO): mitochondrion; cytoplasm
Molecular function (GO): ATP binding; proline-tRNA ligase activity
Source: RefSeq, a predicted model, not a curated record
UUAAACUGAGCGUCGUUGUACAUGCCGGUCUGCGGUUACGUAUUUUAUAGUGACAUUGUUCAAAGAUUUGAAAAUUUUUUUUAAGAUGACAAAUAAAACGAUUGUUAACUUGGCUAGAACGUCCAAAGUGUUCCAACCUUUACGGAGCGGAAUAUUUGAUGAUAAAGAUAAGAAAGAGAUUUUAUCCAAAAGUUAUAAGUUAAUGAUUAAUUAUGGGAUCAUUAAACCAGUUAGCACUGGCAUGUACUCAUUGUUGCCACUGGGAAUGCGAGUAUUAAAUAAGUUAAUCAAUAUUGUUGAUAAGGAAAUGACAAAUCUUGGCGCAGAAAAAAUAAUGCUACCAGCGUUAACUCCUGCUAAACUGUGGAAGAAGACUGACAGAUAUAACUUGAACAAACCUGAAUUGUUUACAGUUAUUGAUAGACAUGAUAAAGAAUAUAUUUUAAGUCCAACAUAUGAAGAAGCAAUUUGUGACUUGGUGUCAAUGGAACAAAUUUAUGACAAAUCAUUACCUUUGAGAUUAUAUCAAAUUUCUAACAAGUGGCGAGACGAAAUGAAACCACGGCACGGCCUUCUACGUAGCAGAGAAUUGAUCAUGAAGGACUUGUACACAUUCGAUACUACCUUGGAUAAUGCACGAAAUACAUACGAUUUGGUUUGCAAAGCUUAUAAUAAGAUUUUUCAGCAGAUUGGCAUAGAUCAUAUAAAGGUUAUAGGUGAUGUUGGAACAAUUGGAGGUUUGUUAUCGCACGAAUACCAUUAUGUAUCCGACAUUGGCGAAGACGUUAUAUUUCGGUGUUCCUCGUGUGAUUAUAGUGUCAAUCAAACCAUUUCUGAAACAACCAUUUGUCCCAAGUGUAAAGACGAAUUACACCGGCACAAUUCUGCUGAGGUAGGACAUACGUUUUUAUUAGAUACAAAGUAUUCGAAACCGUUGAAAGCGAUGUACGUGAAGAAUAACGAGUUAAAACCUAUGACAAUGGGCUGUUACGGUCUGGGACUAAGUCGUAUUUUAGCGUUAGUCAUUGAGAUCUUAUCGACAAACAGUGAGAUGAGGUGGCCUGUGAACUUAGCACCGUAUACGGCAUACAUUAUACCUCCGAAGGCUGGGAGUAAAGAAGAAAAUACAUCUGCCUAUGUUGAACAACUGUUUGAGAUUCUCCGCCAACACGAUAUAGACACGAUAUUGGACGAUCGUACGCAGUUCACAAUCGGCAAGCGAUUUAUGUAUGCGCGUGCAAUAGGCUAUCCUUACGUAAUUGUUAUUGGCAAAGCGGCGACUCAGUCGGUACCUUUGUUCGAAGUUCACGACCUGAAUAAUUCAACCUGUCGCGAAUUAUCGUUGGAACAGAUGAACCAUUAUUUUGGCAAUAUAAAUUUAUAAUGAAUUUAUAAUGAACAAGGA